UAUGGCUGAAUUUGUAGAGCAAUCUAUUCAUUUGGAAACCUUGUCGUUACUUGGAAACUUCUUAGAAGAAGUGGAGGAUUUGAGAUUUUGUGAAUCUAUCUUACUUUCUAAAUCAUUAAAAUAUCUAAAAUUACCAACUAUUCAAUUUCCCAGCAAAACUUACCUUACACCAAUUAAAAUUGAAACGGGAAAGUACCAUUUAAAUUUAAUAUCAUUGAGCGCAUCUGAUAUUGAUUUGAAUCAAUCUAUUGCAUUAAUAUUUAUAUCAAGAAUUAUAACAAAUUCGCAAAAAUUAAAGAUUUUAGAGCUCAAUAGCUGUAAGUUAAGUGAUAGUAUUUUGAAAGUUUUAAACAAUCAAAAAGCUGUAAGAAAUUUAAGAGAAAUUGCUUUGUCUAAUACAGAAUAUGAUAAUAAUAUAUUGCUUGAAGAAGAUAUACUUAAAAUCUUAUCAGGUUUGGAGAUAUCAGAAACAGAAGACAUUGAGCUGACCUGUGUAAAAUGUUACUUAUCGAAUAGUUUAUUUGCACAAAUACCAAACAAUUUAAAAUUUUCGUACAUGAAUUUAUCUUUGAACGAUUUGAGAAAUAUCUCAAUGAAAGAUAUUCAAUUCAUUUCUGCUUCAAAUUUAAGAGAGCUUCAUUUAUACGAUUCAAAUCUCGAUUCAAAUCAUUUGGCAAUGAUAACACAGUCAAGUUGUGAAUUUAAGAACCUUGUACGGCUUAAUCUGUCCAAGAAUAGAUUUUCUGGAGAGGAGGUUAUUAAUUUUAUGAAAAACUUGUCAAAUUUCAACGGAUUAGUUGAACUAUAUAUGUAUGAAUGUUCAAUAGAAAUCAAUUAUUUUCUACGAAUAGCAUCCGUUAUUCACAAAACAAAGCAAUUACAGAUUUUCAAUUCUCUUUGUUUGCCGUGUAAUGAAAUGAAAUUGAAAUCUUCUGAAUUGCAGAUUCAAUUGAAUUCUAAAAGCUUUAAUCUCGGAUUAAUAAAAGAAUUAAUGGACGAAUAUCAUGAUAUAAUGACUUUUCAAUCAUACAUUUGCAGAGAGCCAGUAACUCUGUCUCUUGAAUGUAAACUUGAAUUAUUGAAAAAAUGCGGAAUUCAAUUGAGAAGUAUUGAUAUUGAUGAUUAUUUAUGGAGGGUAGAAAAAGAAAAGCAAUUCCUUUCAAUGUUAAAACAUCAAACCAAACUGAAUGAGAUAACAAUAAAAAUAUCGCACUGUAGCAAUUUCGUAGCCAAUAGAAAAUUUAUAACUAAUAUUAAAGCAAUGCUCAGCCAUUUUGCAGAGCUAAAAACCAUUACUUGUAUUAAAUUCAAUAGAAUAGUACAACGCUUUCAUGAGAAAAUGUUAAAGGAAAAAAUUUCGAGUUCGAAUCAAGACUAUCAGAGUCUUUUAAAAAGUGUAAUGGAAGAGAAGAUCUCUAAAGAUCAUUUGGCAUUCUCAAAAGAUGCUGGCAAAUCAAUUCUCGAUAUUAUUAAUUCUAAUAGAAAUCUUCAAUAUCUUAGUAUUGAAAAUAAUUAUUUUCCAUAUAGUCUGGUGAAAAAUAUAAUUUAUACUAUAGGGGAAAAAUGUCAAAAGUUAACUGCUUUGAGAUUUUCGUUCAUAGAUAUAGAGAAAUAUGAAAGAGAACAGUUAAGUACGAACUUUAAAACUGAGAUGGAAGAACAACGCAACUGUAAAAUAUUAUCUAAGAACAAAUUAGAAGAAUUCUAUUUUCAUGAAAAGGAUCUUGGAUCUAGUAUUGGUCUAUCAUUAUUUGAUGAUAUGCAGCAAAAUUCUUAUAAUCUUAAAAGGCUAUCCUUACCAAAUUGCGGGAAUACCAGCAAUAUUGAAAACGUUGUUUGUGAUAUAAUUAAAUCAAACAAAAAUUUGCAGUCGUUAAAUUUUAAUAACAACAAAUUCACAUCAAAAAUUGGAAAAUUAAUAUUUGAUGAACUUCAGAGAAAUUGUUCAUCGCUUACCGCCAUUGACUUUUCAAAUUGUUCAUUAGAUUUUACAAUUGCGAAAGGAAUAAGUCAAACAAUCGAAAGAAAUCAACAAUUAAAUACGAUUUGUGUUAGUAAUAAUAAACUGACACCGGAAGUUGGUAUAGCGCUUUGCAAAAGUAUUAUGAAAAAUUGUUCGAAUAUUGUUGUACUAGAUCUUUCCGAUUGCGAUUUUGACGAAACAAUUACUGAUGUUUUGGGAAAAGCUAUUGGAGCAAAUUCACACCUAACACAACUCUUUAUUGAGAAAAACAAACUUGGAUCAAAAGUUUCAAAGUCAAUAUUUGAAAAUAUUAAGGAAAACUGCUCUAAAUUAAAUAUACUAAAUACUUCUUAUUGCAAUAUUGACGAAAGUAUUGAUAAGUCUAUUAAAGAAGCUAUUGAAAAUAAUCCAUAUUUAACUGAGCUCUAUUUGCAAGGGAAUAAAUUUGGAUCAAAAGUUGGAAUAUCAAUAUUAAAAGCAGCUAGAAAUAAAUUAUCCAGGUUAAAUAUCCUUAAUCUUUCUAAUUGUCAAAUUAAUGUACAGAUAAAGAAUGAUCUUUGGAAAACGAUUAGAUCAAAUCCUAAUCUUCAACAAAUCUACUUGAACGAAAACAGUUUUGGAUCUGACAUCAUUAAUUCUAUUACUGAUGUUAUUAAAGACAAAAAUCAAAUGACACUAACGGUACUUGCUCUCUCAGAUUGUAAAAUUAAUGAAGAGGUGCAAAAAAAGAUUGCAUAUGCGCUUCGUUUUAUGCCUAAACUUGAAAAGUUACUUUUGAAUCUCAACAAUCUUGGUUCAGUCGUUGGGCCAACUAUUUUCGAAACUAUAAAAAAUCAUUUUACCUCCUUAAUAACUAUUAACUUUAGCAAUUGUCGGUUUGAUCAGAGCACUGGAGCACUUUUGGGUGAAGCAAUUGGUAAAAAUGUCAAUUUACGCGAAAUUUAUUUAAGAAAUAAUCCUUUGGGAUCAAUUGUUGGAUCAUCUAUUUUUAAGAAUAUUAAAAACAAUUGUCAAAAUUUGAAUAUUAUUGAUUUCUUUAAUUGUAAAUUUGAUGGAGAUACUCAAUGUAUUGGAGAUGCAAUAGCAAGAAAUGUAUAUUUACAAGAGCUUAAUUUAGGUGAAAAUAAUCUAGGAGUCGAAAUUAGAAAAUACAUUUUGCAUACUAUCAAAGCUGCUGGUAUUUACCUAUCAACCCUUAAUUUAAGCUCGUCUAUUGAGAAUGUUCGUUCUGAUGAUGAUAAUUUACCCAAGAAUUUUUGGUCAAAUAUAUCAUUGUCAGUCGACUCUUCUCCCUCUUGUAUAAAUAAGAAAACUUUGAAAUGUACCUACAAGCCAACUCGCCCAUAUAUUGAAAAGAGUCAUUCUUCCGAACCACAACCUGAAAUACAGCAAACAAAACCUCUCGACUUGGAAAAUAUCGCGAAAUUUACUGAAGCAGGUAAUUCUUUGAAUUUAUAUUGUAAUUGUCUUCAAAAUGCAAUACCUAUUCAUAAAUCUACGAGUCAAGCUAACUUCGAUACUGAAUAUUCAUUUCCCAAAUUUGAAAAUGAUUUACACGAAAAUUGCCUAAGAAAGUCAAUAUUAGAUAAUUACAUUCGUCGAUCAAAAGUAGUUUGGCAGCAUCAAUCAUUUCAAAUUUACAUUUGGUUAAAAACAAAUGACGAAUACAUCAACUUAGAAUGUGGCUUACGAAUUUAUUUACGAAAAUGUAUAUUACACAAAGAUUUAUUAUUGAAAAUCAACAUUUCUGAAGAGAAAAUAUCAUUUGAGGGAAAAAUUGAUAAUGACGAUUGUAUUGGUUGGUUAACUGUACCAGUUCAAAAUUAUCCUUUAGAUUUCGUACAGAAAAAUAAUGACUAUGCCAUUUCAAAACAAUUUAUGCGUAUAGAAAUUUCAUGGAAAACAAUUUCUAAAGACUUUCCAUUAGGCAUAGUCGAAAGGAAAAAUGCCACAUUGUUUAUUUGUAUUCAAGCCCAAAGGAUUUGCCAUGAUGAUAUUUGUUGCUUAGUGACUAUUAGAGAUAAUUCUACGGAAUUAAAUAAUUUGAAAAAUCUAGUGUAUCUUAAAGAGAUUGAAAUGAAGAAUUGCGUUGAAGAUAGUUUACAUUUAUACAUAAAUAGCCAUCAUGAAAUGAAAGUCAUUAAUAUCAAUUUACUGAGCCGAGGUUACAUAUUUGGAGAGCAUUUCUUUGUAAACCGAAAAGAUAUUCACAUUAAUCUCACUUCAAAUAACAAAAACAUUUUAAAAGAUCAAUUUCCUUUGAUGGAGAGACUGGAAAGUGAAAACUGCAGAUUUUCAAUCAAGUAUUACAUUGGUAAAAAACUAACAUUAAAAAUUCAUAAUGCAAAAUUGGUCCUCACUGAGAAUGGUUUGGACAAACCAACAGUUUUAUCAAUACAAAGUAAAUGUUCGUAUGAAAUUGACAAGUCAUCAGGCACAAUUAGAUUUCAAAACUUUGUGGACUGUCGACCAACAGGACUUUGCUUUUUUCAACCUGUCGAUUUAUACAUCAAACCGCUGUUGGUUUAUAAAAAUGGCGCUGAAAUCUCAACUAACAAUGUUUCUAAAAACGCAAUUUUUCACAAGGCUUCAGGAUUUGCCUGCCUAAAAAUCACAGGCUUUAGUGAUCAUGGUCUACUUGAAAAUUGGGAAAAGGACAAAAUGCUUUACAUUCACUAUUUCAUUUCCAUUCAAAAUAUGAACAGAGGUUCAAGAUUAAACAUUUAUUAUAGUCUAAACGAACCACUCGGCGUAAACCACACAAAAGUUGUCAUAAGAGUUUUUAUCAAAUUUUCAGCAAUUACACAUCUGGUAAUAUUUCUAUUCAAACAAGCAAAUAAACUAACCUUUUCAACAUUUGUCACUGCUCCAUUCAAAGGUGAAACGGCCUCGAUAACUUUACCGUUGGACAUGUCAAUGGAAAAUUUGCAGUCCGACAUUCAGUUCCAAGUAAAGCCAGAUAUUAGAAAUUACAACGGUCUGUUUGAAGAAUUCAUCUCAUACAAAGAAGCAAUUGCAGAAAAUCUCACGCAACAGCAAUUAGAUGAAAACUUUCAGAAAUUUUUCUGCAAAUUCGAAAGAAAUGUCUUCCUUUCCUCAGCAAUGCAACACUGCGAGAUUACUAGCCAGCAUGACAUCAGACGUGGCUUGAGCGAUGGCAACAUUUACGAUACAACAUCAAGAAACCAGGUCGUUGUAAUAAUCAUUGACGAUGGGAACGGAGCAAGAUCGGAAAACGACUGGAUAAAUCUGAAAAUAAUCUUCGCAAACCUAAAACAUGAAAUAGUACUGUGGAGAAAUAUUGACAGAGACGAAUGUGAAAGGAAAAUUCGAUCACUGAAAACGAAUCUUUCAACGUCGAAUGAAAAUGAGAUGAACGUUCAAUCUCUAAUAUUCUUUAUUUUAGCCGACGGAAACAACAACUUGUUUUUCCUAAGCAACAAUUCCACGUUCGAAUUUAAUGAAUUUAUAAAUUACGUCGACAGCGACUUUCACCAAUUCCAGGGAAAACCAAAGCUAUUUUUCUUUCAAGUUCACAAUCAACAAAACUCCGAGAGGGAUCAAUCAUUCGUUGAUCAAAGAGUUGCAAUCAAACCCAUCCCUUGCGAUGACCACGUUGCCUGCCCACGGAACGUCACAAAUAGAUAUGUAUCACACGCAGCCAGAGAUAUCUUCUCGGUUCUUUGUACUCUUAAAGACUCUCCAUCACCCGCAAAUAACUACGGCAGUAAAUUCAUUAGAUCGUUUGUUCUCGCUAUGGAAUUUAUUGCUUUCACCGCUGUACCACAUCUAGUCUAUUAUUACUUUCCACUUGCUCUAGUUUCAAACCAGCUCGGUUUAUCCACAACAGGGAGCUUAUACGGCUCACCAUUGCCCUACACCCCUGCACUAGGCCCAGCACUGCAGAUUUACCUUGCUUUCUAUUGA
Molecule: messenger RNA, 5890 nt
Organism: Dimorphilus gyrociliatus
Lineage: Eukaryota; Metazoa; Annelida; Polychaeta; Dinophilidae
Source: the annotation of a GenBank genome assembly